Solea senegalensis (Senegalese sole) is the source of this 786-nucleotide messenger RNA. Lineage: Eukaryota; Metazoa; Chordata; Actinopteri; Pleuronectiformes; Soleidae. The record is from the annotation of a RefSeq genome assembly.
AUGGCCCAUCAAGCACACCCCUUCCACAUAGUUGAUCCAAGCCCCUGACCCCUAACCGGAGCCGCAGGAGCUAUACUUACAGUCUCAGGACUUGCAAUAUGAUUUCACUUCCACUACACCUCUCUCCUCUUUAUAGGACUCACCCUUCUGGUUUUUACAGUCAUCCAAUGAUGACGAGAUGUCGUCCGAGAAGGAACCUUCCAAGGUCACCACACACCCCCUGUACAAAACGGCCUUCGAUUUGGUAUAAUCCUUUUUAUUGCCUCAGAAGUCCUUUUCUUUGUUGGAUUUUUCUGAGCAUUCUACCACGCUAGCCUCGCCCCAACUGUGGACCUAGGCAAUACUUGACCCCCAACAGGAAUUACCCCGUUAGACCCAUUUGAAGUGCCACUACUCAACACGGCCGUUCUCCUGGCGUCGGGAGUAACAGUUACUUGAGCUCACCACAGCAUUAUAGAAGGAAACCGCCCGCAGGCUAUUCAAUCCUUAGCCCUAACUAUUCUCCUAGGUCUAUACUUUACUUUCCUUCAAGCCAUAGAGUACUACGAAGCCCCCUUCACCCUAGCUGACGGAGUCUACGGGACUACCUUCUUCGUAGCCACAGGGUUCCAUGGACUACACGUUAUCAUCGGAACAACCUUUCUUAUCGUUUGUCUCCUCCGACAAACAGAACAUCACUUUACAUCAGACCACCACUUUGGUUUCGAAGCAGCUGCCUGAUACUGACACUUUGUAGACGUAGUCUGACUAUUCCUGUAUAUCUCUAUCUACUGAUGAGGAUCUUAA